Messenger RNA from Cebus imitator (Panamanian white-faced capuchin), 1871 nucleotides. RefSeq names its product RNA binding motif protein 11 (gene RBM11). Gene Ontology annotation, biological process: regulation of alternative mRNA splicing, via spliceosome. The record is from RefSeq and is a predicted model, not a curated record. Gene Ontology annotation, cellular component: nucleus. Bases 92 to 808 code for a protein of 238 amino acids. Lineage: Eukaryota; Metazoa; Chordata; Mammalia; Primates; Cebidae. Gene Ontology annotation, molecular function: single-stranded RNA binding. The transcript is spliced from 5 exons.
CCGGACCCGCCCCCUCAUCCGCGCGGCGCCGUAAAGCCGGAGAAGGGGCGGUGUCUCGUCUCCUACUUCAUCCUACCUCCAAGACCGGAGGAUGUUCCCUGCUCAGGAGGAGGCCGACAGGACGGUGUUUGUGGGGAAUUUAGAGGCCCGAGUUCGGGAAGAGAUUCUGUACGAGCUGUUCCUUCAGGCGGGGCCACUAACCAAGGUGACUAUAUGCAAAGACAGAGAAGGAAAGCCGAAGUCUUUUGGAUUUGUGUGCUUUAAGCAUCCAGAAUCGGUAUCUUAUGCCAUAGCUUUGCUAAAUGGAAUUCGUUUAUAUGGAAGACCAAUUAAUGUGCAGUAUCGAUUUGGGAGUUCUCGCUCUUCUGAACCAGCUAACCAAGGUUUUGAGAGCUGUGUUAAGAUAAAUUCACACAGCUACAGGAAUGAAGAAAUGGUGGGCAGAUCUUCCUUCCCCAUACAGUGUUUCCCAAUUAAUAAUACUUCUUUACCUCAAGAAUAUUUUCUCUUUCAGAAGAUGCAGUGGCAUGCAUAUAAUCCAGUACUGCAGCUUCCUUACUACGAGAUGACAACUCCACUUCCUAAUAGUACAUCUGUGUCUUCCUCAGUGAAUCAUGUUCCAGAUGUUGAGGCUGGGCCCAGCUCAUAUAAGUGGACUCACCAACAACCAAGUGACUCUGACCUUUAUCAGAUGAAUAAACGAAAGAGACAAAAGCAAACAAGUGAUAGUGAUAGUAGCACAGACAACAACAGAGGUAACGAAUGUCACCAAAAGUUCCGAAAGUCUAAGAAGAAGAAAAGAUACUAGUAUUACCUACAAAUGAAACUUACCCACACUGAUUUUAGUAGUCUUUUGAAAAAAAUAAGAUUUUAUUCCAUCAAAUAACCAAUUUCGUGGCUAUCUUGUCUUUUGAAAUAUAUAGUAAUAUGACUUAUCUCUAGUUUGCUAUUCAAUUUUUGCCUUGAAUGACAAAAGCUUUUUAAAAAUAAUAUAAUGUACUAAUUUUGUAUUUGUCAUGAUAUUUUUGAUCCAUUGGCAAUGUGUACUUUUGUCAUUUUAUUAGUACCAAUGAUGAAAUUUCACUAAACUAUUAAUCAAAAAUCACUUAUUGAACACAUUGAUAAAGCACCAUGCUCCCUUUGGUUAUCACCUAUAACCAACACUCAACUACAAAUGGGCUGGGAUUCUAUGUGGGAGGGCGGAUUUUCUGAAAGAAAGUAGUGCAGAUAUUUAAGGAUUGCAUGUUGUUCCUAUUGAGGAUGUAAUAAACAGGCAUUAGUACCCCUUUCUCUUAGUAUCUAAAUAUGUUGUUUCUGAGCCAUACUCUUCUUCUGGUUUAUAAAGUGAGGACAUACGAUAAUGAUACCAAAGGAAAGAUAAUUAUCAACUUUUGGAUCUUUUUUUGUAUACAUUUGUGUAUUUAUAGAGAUACCUGCUUCUUCUCACUUAUUAAUUGUAUGUCAUGAAAAUCAGUUGGCUAUGUCAGUGUGUAUCAUCUCUUGCUAGCAAAGUUUGAGAUCAUAUAUUCACAUAUUUAAAUCUUGAAAAUGAGCAAGUAAAUAGAAUAAUUUAUUAAUGUAUGAUAUGUAAUGCUUAUUGUCUAAAUCAAGUUUCCUAUUUUUGGUUCAUUUAUUUUAGAAGAAAAAUAGGAUACAUGUAAAAUUAAUUGUUUAUUUGGGCAUUUUGUGUAUUGUAUAACUCAUUACAAACUAGAGUGAUGAAACUAUAUAUUUACUAAAGCUAAUUGAAAGAGUCUUGCAACUCAAUUGGGAGUUAACCACCCAUUCAAUAGUAAAAGCCAGUUUCUUUUUCAUGUUGCCUAGCACUUUAUAAGUAUUUAUUAUUUAAAAAAAUAAAGAUAUGUUUUUAA